Molecule: messenger RNA, 3079 nt
Organism: Zalophus californianus (California sea lion)
Lineage: Eukaryota; Metazoa; Chordata; Mammalia; Carnivora; Otariidae
Gene: NAT16
Product: N-acetyltransferase 16 (putative)
Source: RefSeq, a predicted model, not a curated record
ACCCGAACCCCGAACCUCCCCGCACGCGCGCCCGCGUGCGGGACUGAGCCGCGACGCAGACCCCACACCCGCACUCCAACUCCGAGAUGGGACUGCUCCGGUCCCCGCGCGUCACCCGAACUCGACCCUCGGGGCUCCGAAGUGACCCCUCUCCCCGCACCGUUCGCUGUCUGCGUGGCCGGCCCCGCUCCGUGUCUCGGCAUCCCGGCCCGGGCUCCCGCUCCGGCGAGACUCUUUUUCUGGCUUUCUCCUCCCCUUGACCCCUUCCGCCAUCGCCCACCGUGGGCAGCAGGAGCUCCGAGAAGCUGUCGACCUCAAGGGCAUCAACAUUUCAGGUCACGUUCUUGUUAACAACAACAAAACAACCAAACCAACAUAAUCCCCCACAAAGUAGCUGGUAUAUGUGUCUCCUGGGAUGUUGGUUAAUGAGGCUUAAGGGUAAUGAAGCUGGAAGCCAGUUGUGCCGCCAGCUCAGAGGUCCCUAAGCCUGAAAAGGAGGCCGAGCCAGAUGCGGAGCCACAUUCAGACACCCGGCCACAGGAGGCGGCGGCCAAGUCCAGAUCUAGAUCCCGGCCUGAGGCUGAGACCAAGACCCUGGGGGCUGAAUCGGGGCCUGAGGCCAAGGCCAAGUCCUUGGGGGCCAACCCCAGGUCCGGAUGGGGGCCUGAGGAUAAGGCCGAGCCGUUGGACUUCGUGGGCACAGAACGGGAGUUUGAGGAGGUGCUGGCCAUCUCUGGGGGCGUCUACGGUGGCCUCGACUACCUUCCCAGCCGCUACCACAGCCGGCUCCGGGAUCCCGACGGCACCGUGGUGCUGGCCCAGCAUAACGGAGUGAUCGCGCUGGAGUCGGUGCACGUGAUCGACGCCCAGGAGACCGUGCUGGUGCGGGGGCUGCGCGUGGCGUCCUGGGAGCGCGGCAAGGGCGUGGCGCGACAGCACCCGGGGGUCAAGGUGGCACAGGUCACCCGGGACGACCAGCUGGGCCCCCGGGAGCUGAAGAAAUACCGCCUAAUCACCAAGCAGAGGCGCUGGGCUCUCCAGGCCUCCGCGCCCACCCUGCGCUCACCCUUGAACCCCGCGGCGCUGCGAGUCUCCGGCACCUUCUCGCGGCUGCCCACCGAGGUCGAGUCGGAGGCUGGUGGCGACGUGGCACGCCUCCUGCUGUCGCCCUCCGUGCAGCGCGACGAGCUUCCGGGCGGGACCAUCAUCCAGGACUGGCAGCCCUACCGGCCGAGGGAAAGCAACCCGCGCCUGCUGGCGGCCAAGGGCCUGGAGUGGCGCGUGGACAGCCGCGCGUGCCCGCGCGUGCUCACUCUGUGCACGCGCCUCUUCCCCAUCCUGUCGGGCGGUGACUGCACGUGGCGCUACCUCAACAUCAACGCCUUCGGCAGCGAUGGCGUGCAGGUGCAGAGCCAGCUUCUGUGGCACCUGCAGCGCUAGGCCCCGCGCCUCGCCGGCCUCAUCGUCCUGUGCCAGCUUUUCCUAGAGCCCCAGUUAUGGUCACAGCUGGCUGACUUCUGCCAGGCCGGCUUGGGGCUCGAGCAGGCCAAGGGUUAUACAGAGCAGUACCUGCUGGAGGCCGACAGCUAGGGCCUCUCCUGUCGGAGGGGAGAGAAGAAGCACUUCAAGAUCGGCCCUCUGGCGCUGAUCUCCAGAAAGCCCUGCCCGCCGCCGUUUGCAAGCUCCGCCCCCUCCCCCUGCGCUCCGCGGCGGGCUCUGAAGCCCGACCUUCCUCGGAGCGCCCUCCCUAACCUUUUUACCCUUACUUCUCGGUCGGCCAUCCUGCCUCUAGCGCUCCCAAAAGCUGUUGCCCACGCCUUGAUCCGAACCGCCGGGUUUGGCGGAGGCCCUUGCGCUGCUAUUGUCCGCCCUUCCCCCCUUUACUGGCCAAAGAAUGGGUUCCUUCCCAGGCUUCAGAGCCUUGCCUUCUCCGUCGCCCUGGCCUGACAGUGAACUCUGCCCUUCCUGGCUUCUCCCUUCUGCCCCCUCGCGGGUGGAAGCGGGCAGAAGGCUAUGCCAUGCCCAGCUGCCCAACACGCAUUACUUUUCUUCCUCCCGCCCUUUCUCAAGCUCUCAGGGCCUGCCCGGCACUGCCCUCCUUGCCUCCCUCCCAGCCUUCUGUGCUUCUGCAUCAGGGGCCUCUCCCUCCUCCUCCCUGGGCCUCCCAGACACUUAGCUCCUCUCAUGGUCCAUUUGUCUGCUCCUCCAUUCCUCUUCCCGGUGACCUUUUCAUCACCCACCCUGUGUGCAAUACGGAGAGAGAGCCUGUCAAUGUACUAGCAUUAUAAUGCCCCGCUGACCCUCCGGUGGCGCAUCUUUCCAAGCCUGCCCCCUCUGACGGGUUUCCUCCGACUUUGCACCAUGUUGCUAUUUCAGAGGCCCCCUUCCCAUGCCCCCAACCAGUGGCCUGAACCAGGCCGUGGACCAGGGGGUUUGGGCUGGAGAGUUUGGUGUGGGGAGGGCAGAUCCCUCAGCCCAGUAUGGGGCUGUCUUCUGGUUCUAACCAGGCUGCCUUCUGGCGCCCCUGGAACCCCCACCUCCAGAUAUUUCUGGACAUCCCUCCCUUCCUCGGGUUUCUUUAUGCUUUUUGGACUUUGGCAGUUUCCUAUUUGAAUGCAAGUAGUAACAGCUGCAGUUGCUCAGCGGUGGAUCCUCACAUCUACCACAGCGGGAGGAAACAGAGGCUCGCAGAGACCAAAAAAGUGCCUUCCAAGUCACUCAAAGUAACUGGGAGCCUGGCAGGGACUAGAAUUCAGGUGUCCCACGCCCCGAGCAUGCCUCAGAACCGCACUCCGUGUGACCGUGAGUGCUUGAACUUGUCGUUGGUCAAUGGACAGUCGGUGGGGAUUUGUUGACAGCAAGCACAGGGGUCGCUGGGAAUGGAGUCAAAGACGUGGGCAGAGGAGGGCGCCUGGAGGUGAAAGAAGGUGGGCAAAGAGGGCAGCGGCUGCUUCAUCACCUCCCCCAGUUCCGGUUCUGCGGCUGUGCGGCACUGCCUUGCUUGGCUGCCUUGGGCGCCUGGCCACGCUGCCACCCUCCCUGUCACUUCAACCGCGGCUGUAUUGCAAUAAAACGGACC